Molecule: messenger RNA, 1635 nt
Organism: Chrysoperla carnea
Lineage: Eukaryota; Metazoa; Arthropoda; Insecta; Neuroptera; Chrysopidae
Product: G1/S-specific cyclin-D2
Exons: 5
Coding region: 49-1062 (337 amino acids)
Biological process (GO): mitotic cell cycle phase transition; positive regulation of G1/S transition of mitotic cell cycle; regulation of cyclin-dependent protein serine/threonine kinase activity
Cellular component (GO): cyclin-dependent protein kinase holoenzyme complex; cytoplasm; nucleus
Molecular function (GO): cyclin-dependent protein serine/threonine kinase regulator activity
Source: RefSeq, a predicted model, not a curated record
AAUCAAAUCGUGUUAAAUCUGUCAAAAAAUUAAAUUUUUUCCGGCAAUAUGGACUUAUUAUGUUGUGAACGGGCUGAAUUUGAAUGUCGAGCGUAUCCGGAUCCAGUGUUAUUAAAUGAUGAACGAGUAUUACAAAAUUUAUUGAAGACUGAAGAACGUUACACACCAUCCGGUUCAUAUUUUGAAUGUGUUCAAAGGGAGUUAACGCCACAAAUGCGAAAGAUCGUGGCUGAGUGGAUGCUGGAGGUUUGUGAGGAACAAAAGUGUCAAGAGGAAGUAUUUCCACUGUCAAUGAACUAUGUAGACCGUUUCUUAGGUGUAUGUUCAAUUAGAAAAUCACAGUUACAAUUGUUAGGAACAGCAUGCCUGUUGCUCGCAUCAAAAUUACGUGAACCAAAACCAUUAUCCGCAGAGACAUUAGUGUAUUAUACGGAUAGCAGUAUCAGUUUAAAUGACCUUUGGAGAUGGGAAUUAUUAGUAUUAUCAAAAUUAAAAUGGGAUGUAUCAGCUGUAACGCCGCAAGAUUUUUUAAGGCAUAUCUUACAGCGAUUACCAAUUCAUCCAGAAACCCUUGAUUGUGAUAUGGUGUUACGUCAUGCUCAAACGUUUAUUGCAUUAUGUGCACGUGAAUUUGUAUUUUCUUUAUAUACGCCCAGCAUGAUAGCGGCGGCCUCAUUAGCAGCAGCACUUCAUGGCCUUGGUUGGACUAGUAGAGGUCGUGGAGGAUUAUCUCUGCAAAGUCUUUUGAUGGAGUUACAUCAUAUAACUGCCACAGACGAGGAUUAUUUACAAAGUUGUUUAAUGCAAAUUGAAGAUAUGGUAACGUCAACAAUAAAUGCCCGAUCUGGUUCGGGGUUAUCACAUAGCACAACAAAUUCACAAACGGCAAACCCAAACUAUCCAGCGGCCGGGGGAGUACAUCAACAAUGGUCCGAGGGUAUCACAAUGACAGCCGGACAAUCUGGCAAUGAGUCAACGUGUCCCUCGGCCGCCGCCCAAGAUAAACUACUAGAACACGAAAAAGCCGGAACACCGACCGAUGUCCGUGAUGUACAUUUUUAAAGAAAUAAUUCAGUAUGCGUGAGAAGAGCAAAUCCAAUUUGCGAUGAAAAAAAUCAUUAGUGCCUUAUUACACAUAGUCAAUAUAUAAAUAUAAUAAACUUAAUAAUUUAAAAACCCUGUCUUUAUAUACUUAAAAAUAUGUAAAAUGUAUAUUUACCUGUAUAGGGUGUGUCAGAAUGAAUGUAUUUGGAAAAUCUAGUGAUAUGUAGCUUAGAAUUGUAUUCUCUAUAUCACUGUACUUUCCAAAUACGCGGCCAUUUUGAGACACUUUAUAACACAUGAAGAAAAUUAGUGGAGAGUGCCAGUAAUGCACAUGCGUGAUGUAGCAGCAACAAAAACGUGAGACGGGGAAUUUGAAAUAUGGGGAGAAAAAAAAACAGUAGGUCCAUUAAAAAUUGAUUCAUUGAACCAAAAAAUUGUAAUUAUUUUUUUGGGGGAAGGAUCUGUAUUUCGUGGCGGGGGAAGGCAAUAAAAUACGCUUCAUUAUUGUGAAAACUAUUAAAUUAAAUAUUAAUUAUUUAGAUUAGCACUAACAAUUGGAUGAAAAUGAUAUGAAAAUAAAAGAAAAACAUA